This is a messenger RNA of Klebsormidium nitens, 1893 nucleotides long. Lineage: Eukaryota; Viridiplantae; Streptophyta; Klebsormidiophyceae; Klebsormidiales; Klebsormidiaceae. The record is from the annotation of a GenBank genome assembly.
GUUGAGGAAACGUCGCGGCCGCUGGCAUGGCAUUUCUAAGGAGGACUCGAUCAGCUUUCUACUCCGCAGCGACAGAUUCCAUCAUUUGAGAAGCAGGAGGAGGCGCACCAGCCGCAAUGGCGUCCAUUCGCUGCUGCCGCCCCUUCCUCAACUUCUCUCCUGCAAUGAGCCACACCCAAGCGGGUGCCCAGGCGACAUUGCGUCCCGCUGCAUUCGCCGCAGCCUUUUCUAGAGGGGCCCCCUCGCAAAGCUUGCGAUCACAUUCUAGUUUUUCAAAUUCUCGAGCCACCUCCAUUACCGUCAGCCCACGUUGCCAGUCAUGUGCUACUCAAAGCUCGUUCCUCCCUAGCUCAGAUCUCCACUCCCUCUCCAGCCAACGGCACGGCGCCACCUGGCGGUUCCUCGGCCGCCGAUGUUUCAGCACAACUAGAGUGAGCAUGGGCCUAACAACGGGCAUUGUGGGGCUGCCAAACGUGGGAAAGAGCACACUGUUCAAUGCGCUCGUGGAGAAUGGAAAAGCGCAGGCGGCCAACUUUCCGUUCUGCACCAUCGAGCCGAAUGUGGGCAUCGUAGCGGUGCCGGACUCGAGGCUUCAGGUGCUCCAAGACCUGUCCAAGUCCCAAAAAGUCGUACCCGCAAUCGUCGAGUUUGUGGACAUUGCCGGGCUCGUGAAGGGCGCGAGCAAGGGCGAGGGGCUCGGAAACAAGUUCCUCUCACACAUCCGCUCAGUAGACUGCGUCGUCCAGGUGGUGCGCUGCUUCGAGGACGAUGACGUCAUCCACGUGAACGGGCGUGUGGACCCUGUGGAGGAUAUCUCCGUCAUCAACUUUGAGCUCGCGCUCGCAGAUCUGGGCCAGAUCGAGAAGCGGUAUGAGCGGUUGAAGAAGGGAGCCGGCCGCGCGCAGAAGAAGGAGGACAAGGCGAAAGACGACAUGGAGAUGGUAGCGCUCGAGCGGAUCCAAGCCGCGCUGGAAGACGGCAAGCCUGCGCGUGCGGUGGAGCUAUCGGAGGACGAGCAACCACUAGUCGAUCAACUCCAAUUACUGACGGCCAAACCCGUGGUUUACGCCGCAAACGUCGCUGAGGGGGAUCUGGCCAAUCCGGACACGAAUAAGCACGUGCAAGCGGUUCGAGAUCAUGCAAAGAAAGAGGGUGCGGAGGUGGUUGUGGUUUCGGCACAGGUUGAAGCAGAGUUGACCGAUCUGGACGCCACGGAACGGGCCGAGUACCUAGAGUCGCUCGGGGUUACUGAGGGCGGGUUAGGGUCGCUGGUUAGAGCGUCUUACGCGCUGCUCGGGUUGAGAACGUACUUUACGUCAGGGGAAAAGGAAACGCGGGCGUGGACGAUACACGCGGGCAUGACGGCCCCUCAGGCAGCGGGGGUGAUCCACAGUGACUUUGAAAAGGGGUUCAUUCGGGCGGAGACUGUUGCGUACGACGCGUUUUGCCAAGCAGGGACUUUGAAUGCGGCGAAAGACAAAGGGCUGGUGCGAUCAGAAGGGAAAGAGUAUGUCGUGCAAGAAGGGGACGUGAUGUUGUUUAGAUUCAACGUAUAACAGCAUUUGACCAUGGGCGCACCUCCCGUGCGCCGCUUCUUAUAUUUCAGUUGAGCGCUGUCCGAAGAUAUGCACGGAAACCAAUGUUUUUCACCAAUUUUGAAUGCUGACGAGAUUUACCAAGCCCGUUGAAUGGCUAUAUACGGAGACGUGAGAAAUGGUGCCCUGAGGGCCUGAGCAAAAGGAUUCCCCAAGAAAAGAAAGGGUUAAGAAUACGUUAGAGAUUUCAAAGACUGAGAGUUGCUUGGGAGUUUCUUAAGGAACGUCCAAUGUGAGAAACAAUCGUGGCAGAUUGCCACUUAAACGAGGAUGCAAGCUACAUAAGUGCUCGAGUCCG